AUGGCUAAUACAAAGAAUGCCACCGUUGGAAGUGCCCUUAUUCAAGUCAGAGCCAUGGACGAGGACGUGGGUCUAAAUGGGGCGAUACGGUACCGUUUGAAAGCUGACCCAGCAGGUCACUGGAAGACGUUUGAAUUGCAACCUCUGUCGGGUAUAUUGGAGCUCCGAUUGCCGUUAGAUCGGAAAAGGCAAAAAAUAUAUGAUGUAAGUUUAAAAAAGCAAUUUUUGGUCACCCAAAAAUGCUUAAAAUAUGGUAUUACAUUCACCCCCCCAACUCACUUGAGUACAAGAACGUAUGGCUGGCCCCAUCUGCAUCGCCUUACACUGAUCUCCCAGACUUAUUUCUACCAACUUUCAGUCCUCUUGCGUAUCCCGCAACCGCAGUGUUUGGUGGAUCCGAAUUUUCACCCCUGCAGUAAAUCUCUUUUAGAAGGUCGUGGAAGACAGUUUCGAUGGUUAGGGCCCCUCCCGGAAUUUUGUCGCCGGGCCGAGCCAUACGCCCAAUUUAGGCUAGUGUAG
Messenger RNA from Brassicogethes aeneus, 519 nucleotides. Lineage: Eukaryota; Metazoa; Arthropoda; Insecta; Coleoptera; Nitidulidae. The record is from the annotation of a GenBank genome assembly.